Molecule: messenger RNA, 5340 nt
Organism: Cyprinus carpio (common carp)
Lineage: Eukaryota; Metazoa; Chordata; Actinopteri; Cypriniformes; Cyprinidae
Product: scavenger receptor cysteine-rich type 1 protein M160-like
Cellular component (GO): membrane
Source: RefSeq, a predicted model, not a curated record
CAAUGUGACUUUACGUAGCUCUAUAAGCCCUUGUAUAGGCCGGCUGGAAGUGUACAAAAAUAAUCAGUGGGGCUUAGUGUGUCAUCACGGGUGGAUAAAAGAAAAUGGAGAGGUUGUGUGUAGAUCAUUAGGGUGUGGAAAUCAUAGGCGCUCUGAUAAAGAAAUGACCGUCUACAAACAUCCACCUCCACCCCAAAAAUAUUUAAUGGAACACGUGAACUGCACAUCUAAAGAAGAAAGCAUUUGGAAAUGCCCAAUUGUUGAAGCAGAUGAAACAGCCUGCACAAAUGAUUUUGUUGCUGUUGAAUGCUCUGGAACAGUUAGACUGAGUUUGAAUCUGAAUGAACAGUAUAAUAAAUGUGCUGGCGUGGUGGAGUUCUCAACGCCUGACGGCAUCAUCGGGGUCUGUAAUGAUAAAUGGGAUAAAAUCAAAGCAAAUAAGAUAUGUCAGGAGCUUGGUUGUGGAGAUCAUUUUUACAUCCCCAAGCCUGGAAUAUUCAAAGAACAACAGAGCAAACAAAAUGUAUUGCUUAAUUGUGUUGGCAAUGAGAAGUUCUCUUGGCAAUGUAUGGAGAGGUCAGACUGCAAGGAGCGAGCCAGUGUGAUCUGCACCAACCACGAGAGGUUCCGUCUACAAAAUGGCAGCCAUCUUUGCUCUGGGUUGGUGGAGAAGUACAGUGUCACAAAAAGCUCAGAGGUUCUUCAGCAGACAAACGUGAUGCCUGAAGACAUCUGUUCACAACUGAACUGUGGUUCCAAUGGAAAUUUCACAAACCAUAAUGGAACUAACAUACUGACGUGCUCAGACACCGUCAAACUCCGCAACUUCACCAAAAAGUGUUUUGGAGCUGUUUCCGUUGAUGUGAAUGGCACUAAUUAUAGAGUGUGCUACAGAGAUCUGACUUUGUCCCUUAGAAUGGGGGCAGUGGUCUGUCGAGAGCUUGGCUGUGGCAAGGUGCUUCACGUGCAAGAGAACCAAUUCUUAAAUGAUUUGAUGAUUAAUGUUGAGUGCCAGGGUGACGAGAAGUCACUGUGGCAUUGUCUAGUAAAUCGUGAGACAAAACAAUGCAUGGGAACCAAAGUUAUAUGUUCAGACAGCUUGGAUGUACAUCUGAGUGAUGGUCUGGGUCGCUGUUCUGGACGUGUAGAGGUGCAGUGGGAGGGCUCAUGGUGGACCAUUGGCUCUGGCUGGACCACUGAGAAUUCAGACGUGGUGUGUCAACAUCUCAGUUGCGGUACAUCUAACAGAACAACUACAAAACAUUUCAUACCAGUAAAUCAGCAGCAACUGAAAUCGUCAAAAAAUUGUAAAAGCUCUUCAGCAAAGCUCCAUGAGUGUUUUGUUGAAACCUCCACUGAGCCUCCUUUCAAGCCAUCAAGCCAAAAAGAGCAAGACACAAAUAUAAUUUGCAAAAAGGAAGAACUUUUGUCCUUUGAAGGUGAUUUGCCCUGCCAGGGAAGAGUACGCAUCGAGUCAAUUGAUGGUGAGACCCGCUGGCUGCUAAUGGGAGAAAACAACACAAAAGCCAGCAACAUAUGCCAUGUAAUGCAGUGUGGAUCUCUGAAAUCAUUUGUUCCGGCGCAAAACAUGACACAUGCCAAUGUCACAUGUUCAGGAUCAGUGAGUGUGAAGCUUUCAAAAGGUUGCUGGGGAACGGUGGAGGUCUGCAGAGAGGAGCAAGUAGGGGAGCGCGAGUGUGGAGAGAUUUGUAGCUACACUUGGAGAACAAAAGAGGACUCCAAUAUGAUCUGUGGGAACCUGGGCUGUGGAACACCAAUUCCGGGCCAAUUAACACAUCAGAUAAAUAGUCCAAAUGUGAGCUACUAUAGUGUGUACUGCUCAGAAAAUGUGAAACAUAUGAGCAUGUGCAACUUUAUUCCCAAGAAAAACUUUAUCUGCAACAUCCCAGCCCAAGUGAUAUGCACAGACAGCAUCAAAGUUAGACUGGAGGAUCCGAGAGACAAAUGCGCUGGAAAAGUGUCGCUGCUUUACGCUGGGCAGUGGAUACCUGUCUGCCAAGACAAUAAUAAUGAAGCACUUAAAACUGCAAUCUGCAGGGAACUGAAUUGUGGGGACAGUCUGCAGGGAAAUGACCAUCUUAGAUUGACAUUGCAUGACGAGUCCCAAAUCCCAGGACUAUCGGGAAUUAAAUGUCAGGAUCAAGCCAACUCUGUUUCUAAAUGUGACCUCAGGAAUGUUUCAUUGAAAAACAAAUGUACUUUUAUGUAUAUAAAAUGCACAGAUUGGGAACGAUUGCUCCUCUAUAAGAAGGAAGGUGAAUGCAGUGGUCCAGUAUAUGGUUUUAGAAAUGGAAAAACACAGCUCGUCAGAGAACAGGAAUGGGGCCUCAAGGAAGGACAAAAGCUGUGCGAGUAUCUGCAGUGUGGAAACUACACAUCACACUCCACACGUGACAUACACGAUAAUACUACAGAGUGGUGGAAUAAGACCUAUAAUUGCUCAGGGACGGAGAACAUGUUGGAGUGCGAGAGCCGCGAUCAGCCCGUCCAGGGUCAGCGGCAGUUAAGCAUCCAAUGUGACCGUAAACCUCCAGCCAUUACGCUCUCAAAUAAUUGCACAGGCAAGGUGCUCAUAAAUAAGGAGCAUGUUAGUGCAUCUCAGUGGCUUGAUAAGAUGUCGGACAAUUUAUGUAACAACCUCGGCUGUGGUAAUGCCAUCCAACACUGGAGCGUUAAAACAGACACAAAAAAAUGCUGGCAUUUCAGUUGCACAGGAUUGGAGACAUCGGUGUGGCAGUGUGGCUCUAAGAAGGACAACUGUGAGAACAUCCUCUCUGUGGCCUGUAAAAAUAGUGUUAAAUUCAGCUCCACUGAGAAGUGUGGCGGUAAGCUUGGGAUCAAGUAUAAAGGGCAAUGGGAAUAUGUCUGCGGAAAACUGACUGACACUGAUGCUGGGAAGGUUUGCAAUGUGCUCCAGUGCAAAGAUAAUCAAGAACUGCUGAAUGAACAGGAAAUAGUCAAGGAAAUAAAGGUGAACAUUAAAUGUCCAGAAAGCCACCAGAACAUUUUUCAGUGUGUGAACCUUCUCAAAAAUCCUGAAUGCAGUCUUGGAUAUGCUGACAUCAAAUGUGAAGGUUAUAGUCCAAAAGUAGGUAUUUCUUCAGUGCGUCUGGUAUUGGGUCUAUUAGGAGGCAUGCUGGGGUUGCUGAUUUUGUUUUUGAUGAUCAGAAAUCGGAAACGCCUACUUUUAGCUUUAAGUCAUUACAGAAAUAAGAAUGGCAAAGACAUGAACACUGAUAUGAAUGAAAUGGAUAAGAUGGAUGCAGAGAACAGAGAUUUGUCUGAACAAAAUGCAUUGUUUUUAGAUAAUGAUGAGUAUGAGGAUGUGGAUUCUCUCAUGGAGAAGUCAGGAGAGGAGGAUGAAGAUGACAGAAAGAGAGAUUCUUCUGGUACAGAAUAUGAUGACAUUGAGGGACAAGCAAAUGGAAUCUCUCCUUCUCAAACCCACCAUGAUGACAAUGUCAACCUCCCUCUCCUGCCCAAGAGACCCGAGAACAUUCUUGAUCAGGACACCUAUGAAGUGGAGAAAGAGAAAGAGGAGGACUAUGAUGAUGUCAUACCUAUCGAGCCUGCAGCCAAUGAAAAUGCAGGGACGACAGGGACACAAGCACAUGUAGAUGUAGACGUGGAUGAAGGUGCAGAUUCAGAAGCAGGUCCAGGUGCCGAGGCUGUACUGGUGACCACAGAGGUAGAAGUUCACACUCAGUGAGAGUAAUGAAGCAGCCACGUGACCAAAUUGUCUUUUAAGUUAAUGUUAAUAAGAGAUAAGAUUCUUUUUCAAAGAAGUAGAAUACUGGGAAGAUUAUACGGAUAAUAAAUGCUGAUGCUAACUCUCAAGAUUUAUCUCAAGAUGUAUAGUAUAAAAGAAUGGACAUACAGGCAAAACUGAUUUGGAAUAACAAAAUCUUUAAUUAAUUAUCUUCACAGCAGAGUAUGACUUGAUAAAAAGAGCCAGUCAAAUUUUAUGUAAUUAUUUAUGUUUUGAUGUGUAGUUGUUUUGAAAUUGUUUUGAUCUGUUUUCUUCUGUUUUGCUUCAUUUGUUUUUAGUCUGUUAAAGCUCAUGAGCAGGCCCACAUGAACUCAGCAAAAACCUUGAAAUUUAAAUUUAAUAUAGGCUAUCCUGUUCGUUUGAUUUGGUAAUAUCUUUGAAAAUUCUACAAGGUCAAUGCUUUUAAAAUGUUUAAGAUCUGAAGUUCAUUUAAUGGAAUGAUUCACCCAAAAACUAAAAUUAGAUGAAAAUUUCCAAUUUGCUGAAAAGCUUGUUCAGUACAGAUUUGGAGAAAUUUAGCAUUACAUAAUUUGCUCACCAGUGGAUCCUCUGAAGUGAAUGGGUGCCGUCAGAGUCCAAACAGCUGAUAAAAACAUCACAAUAAUGCACACCACUCCAGUCCAUCAAUUAACAUUUUGUGAAGUGAAUAGCUGCGUGUUUUAAGAAACAAAUCCAUUAUUAAGACAUUUUUAACAUUAAACCGUUGCUUCUGACUAAAAAUAAGUCCAUAAUCCACUAACAUAUUUGAACUGUUUGGAAUGUUUUUCUUGUAAACAGUGCUUGAUCUGUACACAUUUUCACUGGAUAAAGUAAUAUUAUGGAUAGAGGACUCAUGUUUUAGCUGGAAGCAACAGUUUGAAGUUAAAAACAUCUUUAUGGAUUUGUUUCUCUGUUUCUGGACUGGUGUAGUGUGGAUUAGUUGUAAUUUAUUGUUAAGUUUAUAUCAGCUGUUUGGACUCUCAUUCUGACGGCACCCAUUCACUGCAGAGGAUCCAUUGGUGAGCAAGUGAUGUAGUGCUAAACUUCUCCAGAUCUGUUCCCAUGAAGAAACUAUUCCUAUUUUACACUAUGUAAGAGCAGUGGGAUAUCCAUUUAGUUUCCAUCCAUUUUCUGGGUCAAUAACAAGGCAAACAUUAUCAUGUAAAAAUACAUUUAGUUAUGCAAAAAGCAAAUGGAGCAAAUGAAUUAAUCUGUAAUCAAUAGUUUCCUUAAUGCUCCAUGAUAGUACUAAAAAAUUUAAAAUGAUGCUCUCAAAGUCACAAAAAAUGAAAACCUACAUUAGGUGCUAUUUUGGCAAAAACUAUACGCAGUAUAAUUUAUUUGCGCUGACUCAUGAGCAUGUGUAUUAAUUUUACUAAACUAUCACUUUUUUUUAAGAGAUGUUACUUAUUUUUAAAUUGAUUAUAGUUUUUAAUACAAUUUUACAAAUUUACAUUUUGAAUGAUUAAACCAUAAACUCAAAUAAUGCAUUGUUUAGAAUUUUUGCAGGCAUUUUGUUUGAUCUGCCUUUUGUUUUUCUUUUUUUUUUAAAUUGCUUUUAUAGAUAUUUC